This is a messenger RNA of Lachnellula hyalina, 915 nucleotides long. RefSeq lists its product as uncharacterized. The coding region runs from base 1 to 915 and encodes 304 amino acids. NCBI's taxonomy places the organism in Eukaryota, Fungi, Ascomycota, Leotiomycetes, Helotiales, Lachnaceae. The record is from RefSeq and is a predicted model, not a curated record. Gene Ontology annotation, molecular function: calcium ion binding; gluconolactonase activity. Gene Ontology annotation, biological process: L-ascorbic acid biosynthetic process. The transcript has 2 exons.
AUGGCGGAAAUCAAAACAUGGACCGUGACCGAACCCUACCUCAAUCUACAUUGUGCUUUGGGCGAGGGGCCAUUUUACGAGGCGGAUAGAAAUACACUACGCUUUGUGGAUAUCAUGAAAAGACACCUCCAUACAGUUGAUCUUACCGUGGGGCCAGAGUCUUUGAAGACAUUACAGCUUGAUAUGCCUGUAGGUGUAACUGCUGAUAUCGAAGGCGUGGAUGCCAGCAAGAAGAUUCUGGUCGGGGGCAAGAGUGGGAUUUAUACUCUGAAACGGGAAACCGGCAAACUUGAACUGCUGAAGAGAUUCUAUGAUACCGAGGAGAAGGACGAAAGAUUGAGAAGCAAUGAUGGAGCGGUGGACCCAGAAGGAAGAUUUUGGAUUGGGACCAUGAAUGAUUUCUGGGUGGGAGAACCACAACCCGAAGGAACCAUUUUCCGCUUCAACACAGAUCUCUCACGUUACACCGCACGUUCUUCCAUAACAAUACCAAACAGUAUUCGCUGGUCACUGGAUCACAAAACCCUUUACUUCGUUGACUCGAAAAAGAGACGCCUCAUAGCUUUCGACUAUUCCGUUUCAACAGCUGAUCUUAGUAAUGAGCGCGUCUUCUUUGAGUAUGAGGGAGAAGGAGAACCGGAUGGGUGCAGAUUAGACGUGGAGGGGAAUAUCUGGCAGGCCAUCUACGGUGACAGCUGCGUGCUCAAGAUAUCACCCCAAGGCAAGGUGAUUGGACGAGUCGACUACCCCACAAAGAACAUUACUUGCCCCGUAUUUGUAGGGACUGAGUUGUGGGUCACGACUGCAGGUGGUGACGAGGAGAAGUACAGUGGUGGCGUUUUCAAAGUCGAUGUCGGGGUGGAAGGUCUGAAGGACUUCAAGUUCAAACUGGAAAGAGAUGUUCCAGGCUUGUAG